This is a messenger RNA of Postia placenta MAD-698-R-SB12, 207 nucleotides long. RefSeq lists its product as hypothetical. The transcript has a single exon. The record is from RefSeq and is a predicted model, not a curated record. Lineage: Eukaryota; Fungi; Basidiomycota; Agaricomycetes; Polyporales; Adustoporiaceae. The annotation marks the transcript as partial.
AUCCCCCAGGUCCUUGUGCAUCAUGGCCUCUUUCCAGUCUUUCCCUCCCACCCUCGCACCGCUGUUUCCAUAGACCUCCUGGAGUUCUAUCAUGCAUUAUUCGAACACUCUGCUGACACGGUGACUGCACUGGCUGGCACCUUGCGCACUCACUAUGCGCGUUGCGGUUUCCAGACCCUCGACCAUAAGGUAAGUACCCUUCCUUAG